AUGCCGCGCUCGCGGGGACGGAAGCAGGGGCGCUGCGGCUGCCCCGCGGGGAGAGCUCGCGCCGAAGCCGGGAUUUCGGCGCUUGUGCCGGGCGCCGGGAGCCGCUGGGGCCGGCCGCCGCCGCCGCCGCCGACACCGCCGCCGCCGCCGCUGCUGCUGCUGCUGGGCUGGGGGCUGCUCAGCGCCUCGGCCGCCGCGGGCCAGAACUGCACGUUCCAACUGCAGGGUCCCAAUGGCACCGUUGAGAGCCCAGGGUUCCCGUAUGGCUACCCCAAUUACGCCAACUGCACGUGGACCAUCACCGCGGAGGACCAGCACCGGAUCCAGCUUGUGUUCCAGUCCUUCGCCCUGGAGGAGGACUUUGACGUCCUGUCGGUGUUUGAUGGGCCACCCCAGCCAGAGAACCUGCGAACCAGGCUCACAGGCUUUCAGCUGCCGGCCACCAUCGUCAGCGCGGCCACCACCCUCUCUCUGCGCCUCAUCAGUGACUACGCAGUCAGCGCACAGGGCUUCCAUGCCAGCUACGAAGCUCUCCCCAGCCACACGUGUGGGAACCCCGGGCGGCUGCCCAACGGCGUCCAGCAGGGCUCAACCUUCAACCUCGGCGACAAGGUCCGCUACAGCUGCAACCCCGGCUUCUUCCUGGAGGGCCACGCCGUGCUUACUUGCCACGCUGGUUCUGAGAACAGUGCCACGUGGGACUUCCCGCUGCCUUCCUGCAGAGCGGACGACGCAUGCGGCGGAACCCUGCGGGGCCAGAGCGGCAUCAUCUCCAGCCCGCACUUCCCCUCGGAGUACCACAACAACGCCGACUGCACCUGGACCAUCCUGGCCGAGCUGGGGGACACCAUCGCCCUGGUCUUUAUUGACUUCCAGCUGGAGGACGGUUACGACUUUCUGGAAGUCACGGGGACUGAAGGCUCCUCCCUCUGGUAAGCGUGCCUUUCCGCACCCUCCCCUGUCCCCUGCAACUCCCGUAUGUGUGAUGCCCACCUUCGAGGCCCCUCGGGCAUCAUCACCUCCCCUAAUUUCCCCAUUCAAUAUGACAACAAUGCACACUGCGUGUGGAUCAUCACAGCACUCAACCCCGCCAAGGUGAUCAAGCUGGCCUUCGAGGAGUUUGACCUGGAGAGGGGUUACGACACCCUGACGGUCGGGGACGGUGGUCAGGACGGGGACCAGAAGACGGUUCUCUACGUCCUGACAGGUACGUCGGUCCCAGAUCUCAUUGUCAGCACCAACCAUCAAAUGUGGCUCCUCUUCCAGACCGACAGCAGUGGCAGCUCCCUGGGCUUCAAGGCUUCUUACGAAGAGAUCGAGCAGGGCAGUUGUGGAGAUCCUGGCAUACCUGCCUACGGCCGGAGGGAAGGCUCCUGGUUUCGCCACGGUGAUACACUCCAGUUUGAGUGCCAGCCGGCCUUUGAGCUGGUGGGGCAGAAGGCAAUCACGUGCCAAAAGAAUAACCAGUGGUCGGCUAAGAAGCCAGGCUGCGUGUUUUCCUGCUUCUUCAACUUCACCAGCCCCUCUGGGAUCGUCCUGUCACCUAACUACCCGGAGGACUACGGCAACCACCUCCACUGCGUCUGGCUUAUCCUCGCGCGGCCCGAGAGCCGCAUCCACCUGGCCUUCAAUGACAUUGAUGUGGAGCCUCAGUUUGACUUCCUGGUCAUCAAGGAUGGGGCCACGGCUGAGGCCCCAGUCCUGGGCACCUUCUCGGGAAACCAACUCCCCUCCUCCAUCACAAGCAGCGGCCACGUGGCCCGUCUUGAGUUCCAGACCGACCACUCCACGGGGAAGAGGGGCUUCAACAUCACCUUUACUACUUUUCGACACAAUGAGUGUCCAGAUCCGGGCGUUCCAGUAAAUGGCAAACGGUUUGGUGACAGCCUCCAGCUGGGAAGCUCCAUCUCCUUCCUCUGCGAUGAAGGCUUCCUCGGGACUCAGGGUUCAGAGACCAUCACCUGCAUCCUGAAGGAGGGCAGCGUGGUCUGGAACAGUGCCGUGCUGCGGUGCGAAGCUCCCUGCGGAGGUCAUCUGACUUCGCCCAGUGGCACCAUCCUGUCUCCGGGCUGGCCUGGCUUCUACAAGGAUGCCCUGAGCUGUGCCUGGGUGAUUGAAGCCCAGCCAGGCUACCCCAUCAAAAUCACCUUCGACAGAUUUAAAACUGAGGUCAACUAUGACACUCUGGAAGUGCGAGAUGGACGGACGUACUCGGCGCCCUUGAUCGGAGUUUACCAUGGGACCCAGGUCCCCCAGUUCCUCAUCAGCACCAGCAACUACCUCUACCUCCUCUUCUCUACCGACAAGAGUCACUCGGACAUCGGCUUCCAGCUCCGCUAUGAGACUAUAACACUGCAGUCAGACCACUGUCUGGAUCCAGGGAUCCCCGUCAAUGGGCAGCGUCAUGGGAAUGACUUCUACGUGGGCGCCCUGGUGACCUUCAGCUGUGACUCGGGCUACACACUAAGCGACGGGGAGCCCCUGGAGUGUGAGCCCAACUUCCAGUGGAGCCGGGCCCUGCCCAGCUGUGAAGCUCUCUGUGGUGGCUUCAUUCAAGGCUCCAGUGGAACCAUCUUGUCACCGGGGUUCCCUGAUUUCUACCCCAACAACUUGAACUGCACUUGGAUUAUCGAAACAUCACAUGGCAAGGGUGUGUUCUUCACUUUCCACACCUUCCACCUGGAGAGCAGCCACGACUACCUCCUCAUCACGGAGAACGGCAGUUUCACCCAGCCCCUGAGGCAGCUGACCGGUUCCCGGUUGCCAGCCCCCAUCAGCGCUGGACUCUACGGCAACUUCACUGCCCAGGUCCGCUUCAUUUCCGAUUUCUCCAUGUCCUACGAAGGCUUCAACAUCACUUUCUCAGAGUAUGACUUGGAGCCCUGUGAGGAGCCUGAGGUCCCAGCCUACAGCAUCCGGAAGGGCUUGCAGUUUGGUGUAGGCGACACCUUGACCUUCUCCUGCUUCCCCGGGUACCGUCUGGAGGGCACGUCCCGCAUCACGUGCCUGGGGGGCAGACGGCGCCUGUGGAGCUCGCCUCUGCCAAGGUGUGUUGCUGAGUGUGGGAAUUCAGUCACGGGCACUCAGGGCACUCUGCUGUCCCCCAACUUUCCUGUGAACUACAAUAACAACCACGAAUGCAUCUACUCCAUCCAGACCCAGCCGGGGAAGGGGAUUCAGCUCAAAGCCAGGGCAUUUGAACUCUCUGAAGGAGAUGUCCUCAAGGUCUACGAUGGCAACAACAACUCCGCCCGUUUGCUGGGGGUGUUCAGCCGCUCUGAGAUGCUGGGGGUGACAUUGAACAGCACGUCCAGCAGUCUGUGGCUUGAUUUCAUCUCUGAUGCUGAGAACACCAGCAAGGGCUUUGAGCUGCAGUUUUCCAGUUUUGAACUCAUCAAAUGUGAAGACCCAGGAACCCCCCAGUUUGGCUACAAGGUUCGCGAUGGAGGCCAUUUCGCAGGGAGCUCUGUGUCCUUCGGCUGUGACCCUGGGUACAGCCUGCGGGGCAGCGAGGAGCUGCUGUGUCUGAGCGGGGAGCGCAGGACCUGGGACCGGCCGCUCCCCACUUGUGUCGCCGAGUGUGGCGGGACGGUGAAAGGAGAGGUGUCGGGGCAGGUGCUGUCACCCGGGUAUCCAGCUCCCUAUGAACACAACCUCAACUGCAUCUGGACCAUCGAGGCCAAUGCCAGCUGCACCAUCGGACUCCACUUCCUGGUCUUUGACACGGAGGAGCUCCACGACGUGUUACGCAUCUGGGAUGGGCCUGUGGAGAGUGGGGUUCUGCUGAAGGAGCUCAGUGGCCCGGCCCUGCCCAAGGACCUGCACAGCACCUUCAGCAUGGUCGUUCUGCAGUUCAGCACCGACUUCUUCACCAGCAAGCAGGGUUUUGCCAUUCAGUUCUCAGUGUCCACAGCAACAUCCUGCAAUGACCCUGGGGUCCCCCAGAAUGGGAGCCGGAGUGGCGACAGUUGGGAAGCCGGUGACUCCACGGUGUUCCAGUGUGACCCCGGCUAUGCGCUGCAGGGAAGUGCAGAGAUCAGCUGUGUGAAGAUCGAGAACAGAUUCUUCUGGCAGCCCAGCCCACCAACGUGCAUCGCUCCCUGCGGGGGAGACCUGACGGGACCAUCGGGAGUCAUCCUGUCACCAAAUUACCCAGAACCCUACCCGCCAGGCAAGGAGUGUGACUGGAAGGUGACCGUCUCUCCAGACUACGUCAUCGCCCUGGUAUUUAACAUCUUUAACUUGGAGCCUGGCUAUGACUUCCUCCAUAUCUACGAUGGACGGGACUCUCUCAGCCCCCUCAUAGGAAGCUUCUACGGCUCCCAGCUCCCAGGCCGCAUCGAAAGCAGCAGCAACAGCCUCUUCCUAGCCUUCCGCAGCGACGCGUCGCUGAGCAACGCUGGCUUCGUCAUCGACUACACAGAAAACCCACGGGAGUCAUGUUUCGAUCCUGGUCCCAUCAAGAAUGGCACGCGAGUGGGGUCCGACCUGAAGCUGGGCUCCUCCAUCACCUACUACUGCCAGGGAGGCUAUGAGGUGGAGGGCUCCUCCACCCUGAGCUGCAUCCUGGGGCCUGAUGGGAAGCCAGUGUGGAAUCAUCCCCAGCCAGUGUGCACAGCCCCCUGUGGGGGACAGUAUGUGGGUUCAGAUGGAGUGGUCUUGUCCCCUAACUACCCCCAGAACUACACCAGUGGACAGAUCUGCCUGUAUUUUGUCACCGUGCCCAAGGACUACGUGGUGUUUGGACAGUUUGCCUUCUUCUACACGGCCCUCAACGACGUGGUGGAGGUGCAUGACGGCCACAACCCGCACUCUCAGCUCCUCGGCUCCCUCUCGGGCUCCCACACAGGAGAAUCGCUGCCCUUGGCCACCUCCAAUCAAGUCCUCAUUAAGUUCAGUGCCAAAGGCCAAGUUCCAGCCAGAGGCUUCCACUUUGUCUACCAAGCGGUGCCCCGGACCAGCGCCACGCAGUGCAGCUCGGUGCCGGAACCCCGCUAUGGCAGGAGGCUGGGCAGUGACUUCUCGGUGGGCGCCGCCGUCCGCUUCGAAUGCAACUCCGGCUACGCCCUGCAGGGCUCCCCAGAAAUCCAGUGCCUCCCUGUUCCCGGGGCCUUGGCCCAGUGGAAUGUCUCAGCACCAACGUGUGUGGUGCCCUGUGGCGGCAACCUCACGGAGCGCAGGGGCACCAUCCUGUCCCCCGGCUUCCCCGAGCCGUACCUCAACAGCCUCAACUGCGUGUGGAAGAUCAUGGUCCCCGAAGGCGCUGGCAUCCAGAUUCAAGUCGUCAGUUUUGUCACAGAGGAGAACUGGGACUCCCUGGAAGUGUUUGAUGGCGCAGACAGCACUGGAGCCGUGCUGGGGAGCUUCUCGGGUACAACCGUGCCUGCCCUGCUGAACAGCACCUCCAACCAGCUCUACCUGCAUUUCUACUCAGACAUCAGCGUGUCUGCAGCCGGCUUCCACUUGGAGUACAAAACGGUGGGCCUGAGCAGUUGUCCAGAACCUGCUGUGCCCAGUAACGGGGUGAAGACUGGCGAGCGCUACUUGGUGAACGAUGUGGUCUCUUUCCAGUGUGAACCGGGAUAUGCCCUCCAGGGCCACGCCCACAUCUCCUGCAUGCCCGGGACCGUGCGGCGCUGGAACUACCCUCCUCCGCUCUGUAUUGCGCAGUGUGGAGGAGCAGUGGAAGGCAUGGACGGGGUGAUCCUGAGCCCCGGCUUCCCGGGCAGCUACCCCAGCAACACAGACUGCUCCUGGCAAAUAGCACUGCCCGUGGGCUUUGGAGCUCACAUCCAGUUCCUGAACUUCUCCACCGAGCCCAACCAUGACUACAUAGAAAUCCGGAACGGCCCCUAUGAGACCAGCCGCAUGAUGGGUAGAUUCAGUGGAAGUGAGCUUCCCAGCGCCCUGCUCUCCACAUCCCACGAGACCACCGUGUAUUUCCACAGCGACCACUCACAGAACCGGCCGGGAUUCAAGCUGGAGUAUCAGGCCUAUGAACUUCAAGAGUGCCCAGACCCCGAGCCCUUUGCGAAUGGCAUUGUGCGGGGAGCUGGCUACAAUGUUGGGCAGUCGGUGACCUUCGAGUGCCUCCCAGGGUAUCAACUGAUGGGCCACCCUGUCCUCACAUGUCAACAUGGCACCAACCGGAACUGGGACCACCCCCUGCCCAGGUGUGAAGUGCCCUGUGGCGGGAACGUCACCUCUUUCAAUGGCACUGUGUACUCCCCGGGCUUUCCCAGUCCCUACUCCAGCUCUCAGGACUGUGUCUGGCUGAUCACCGUACCCAUUGGUCACGGCAUCCGCCUCAACAUCAGCCUGCUACAGACGGAGCCCUCUGGAGACUUCAUCACCGUCUGGGAUGGGCCGCAGCAGACAGCCCCACAGCUCGGAGCCUUCAGCCACAGCUUGGCCAAGAAGACAAUGCACAGCUCAUCCAACCAGGUCCUGCUCAAGUUCCACCGUGAUUCGGCUGCGGGUGGGAUCUUCGCCAUAGCUUUCUCCGCUUAUCCGCUCACCAAAUGCCCUCCUCCUACCAUCCUCCCCAAUGCUGAAGUCGUCACAGAGAAUGAAGAAUUCAACAUAGGUGACAUCGUACGCUACAGGUGCCUCCCUGGCUUUACCUUAGUGGGGAAUGAAAUCCUGACCUGCAAACUUGGAACUUACCUGCAGUUUGAAGGGCCGCCCCCAAUAUGUGAAGUGCACUGCCCAACGAAUGAGCUUCUGACGGACUCCACAGGUGUGAUCCUGAGUCAGAGCUACCCGGGAAGCUAUCCCCAGUUCCAGACCUGCUCUUGGCUGGUGAGAGUGGAGCCUGAAUAUAACAUCACCCUCACAGUGGAGUACUUUCUCAGUGAGAAGCAAUAUGAUGAGUUUGAGAUCUUUGAUGGUCCCUCAGGACAAAGUCCUCUGCUGAAAGCCCUCAGUGGGAAUUACUCAGCUCCCCUGAUUGUCACCAGCUCAAGCAACUCUGUGUACCUGCGCUGGUCGUCUGACCAUGCCUACAAUCGGAAGGGCUUUAAGAUUCGGUAUGCAGCUCCCUACUGCAGCCUGCCCAGGGCUCCACUCCAUGGCUUCCUUCUGGGCCAGACCAGCACCCAGCCUGGAGGCUCCAUCCACUUCGGCUGCAACGCCGGCUACCGGUUGGUGGGACACAGCAUGGCCAUUUGCACCCGGCACCCCCAGGGCUACCACCUAUGGAGCGAGGCCAUUCCUCUCUGUCAAGCUCUUUCCUGUGGGCUUCCUGAGGCCCCCAAGAAUGGAAUGGUGUUUGGCAAAGAGUACACGGUGGGGACCAAGGCUGUGUACAGCUGCAGCGAAGGCUACCACCUCCAGGCAGGUGCCGAGGCCACAGCAGAAUGUCUGGAGACAGGCCUAUGGAGCAACCGCAAUGUCCCCGCACAGUGUGUCCCUGUGACCUGUCCCGACAUCAGCAGCAUCAGUGUGGAACACGGCCGAUGGAGGCUCAUCUUUGAGACGCAGUACCAAUUCCAGGCCCAGCUGAUGCUCAUCUGUGACCCUGGCUACUACUACACUGGCCAAAGGGUCAUCCGCUGUCAGGCCAAUGGCAAGUGGAGCCUCGGCAGCUCUAUGCCCACCUGCCAAAUCAUCUCCUGUGGAGAGCUCCCCAUCCCGCCCAAUGGGCACCGCAUCGGAACCCUGUCCGUCUACGGGGCAACAGCCAUCUUCUCCUGCAACUCCGGGUACACGCUGGUGGGCUCCAGGGUGCGAGAGUGCAUGGCCAACGGGCUCUGGAGUGGCUCCGAAGUCCGCUGCCUCGACACAGAAACUAAAUCCCACCUUAUUUUCUAUAAGCUCCUCUUCAAUUUACUCUCUUUUCCCACAUCCACCAAAGCUGGACACUGCGGGACCCCUGAGCCCAUCGUCAAUGGGCAAAUCAAUGGGGAGAACUACAGCUACCGGGGCAGCGUGGUGUACCAGUGCAACGCCGGCUUCCGCCUGAUCGGCAUGUCUGUGCGCAUCUGCCAGCAGGAUCACCACUGGUCAGGCAAGACCCCUUUCUGUGUGCCGAUUACCUGUGGACACCCAGGCAACCCAAUGAACGGCCUCACCCAGGGCAACCAGUUCAACCUCAACGAUGUGGUCAAGUUUGUUUGCAACCCUGGGUAUGUGGCUGAGGGGGCUGCUCGGUCCCAGUGCCUGGCCAGCGGGCAGUGGAGCGACGUGCUGCCCACCUGCCGAAUCAUCAAUUGUACAGAUCCUGGGCACCAAGAAAACAGCGUUCGUCAGAUCCACGCCAGCGGCCCGCACAGGUUCAGCUACGGCACCACUGUGUCUUACCAGUGCAACCACGGCUUCUACCUCCUGGGCACCCCGGUGCUCAGCUGCCAGGGAGAUGGCACAUGGGACCGUCCCCGCCCCCAGUGUCUCUUGGUGUCCUGUGGCCAUCCGGGCUCCCCGCCCCAUUCCCAGAUGUCCGGGGACAACUAUACCGCGGGGGCGGUCGUGCAUUACAGCUGCACCAGCAAGCGGACUCUGGUGGGAAAUGCCACCCGAAUGUGUGGGCUGGACGGACACUGGACUGGCUCCCUCCCCCACUGCUCAGGAACCAGCGUGGGAAUCUGUGGUGACCCUGGCAUCCCAGCCCACGGCAUCCGUUUGGGAGAUAGCUUUGCCCCGGGCAGCCUGAUGCGCUUCAGCUGUGAAGCUGGCCACGUGCUCCGGGGAUCGUCAGAGCGAACUUGUCAAGCCAACGGCUCGUGGAGCGGCACGCAGCCUGAGUGUGGAGUGAUCUCCUGUGGGAACCCCGGGACUCCAAGCAAUGCCCGAGUCAUGUUCAGCGAUGGCCUGGUUUUCUCCAGCUCCAUCGUCUAUGAGUGUCGGGAAGGCUACUACGCCACAGGCCUGCUCAGCCGGCACUGCUCGGUCAAUGGCACCUGGACAGGCAGCGACCCGGAGUGCAUAGUCAUAAACUGUGGCGACCCUGGGAUUCCAGCCAAUGGCCUCCGGCUGGGCAGUGACUUCAGGUACAACAAAACUGUGACCUACCAGUGCAUCCCUGGCUACAUGAUGGAGUCCCAUAGGGUGUCCGUGCUGAGCUGCACAAAGGACCGGACGUGGAACGGCACCAAGCCGGUCUGCAAAGCUGUCAUGUGCAAACCGCCUCAGCUCAUCCCCAACGGGAAGGUGGUGGGGUCCGACUUCAUGUGGGGCUCAAGCGUGACGUAUGCCUGCCUGGAGGGGUACCAGCUCUCCCUGCCUGCGGUGCUCACCUGCGAGGGAAACGGGUCCUGGACUGGAGAGCUGCCUCAGUGUUUCCCUGUGUUCUGCGGAGAUCCUGGCGUCCCGGCCCGUGGCAGGAGAGAGGACCGAGGCUUCUCCUACAGGUCUUCUGUCUCCUUCUCCUGCCAGCCCCCUCUGGUGCUGGUGGGCUCUCCACGGAGGUUCUGCCAGUCAGAUGGGACGUGGAGUGGCACCCAGCCCAGCUGCAUAGACCCCACGCUGACCACAUGUGCGGACCCUGGCGUGCCACAGUUUGGGAUACAGAACAAUUCCCAGGGCUACCAGGUUGGAAGCACCGUGCUCUUCCGUUGUCAGAAAGGUUACCUGCUCCAGGGCUCCACCACCAGGACCUGUCUCCCCAACCUGACCUGGAGCGGAACCCCGCCCGACUGUGUCUCCCACCACUGCAAGCAGCCGGAGAUGCCGACCCAUGCCAAUGUUGGGGCCCUGGACUUGCCCUCCAUGGGCUACACGCUCAUCUAUUCCUGCCAGGAGGGCUUCUCCCUCAAGGGUGGCUCCGAGCACCGCACAUGCAAAGCAGAUGGCAGCUGGACAGGCAAACCACCCGUCUGCCUGGAGGUCCGACCCAGUGGGAGACCCAUCAACACUGCCCGGGAGCCUCCGCUCACUCAAGCUUCAGUUCCUGGAGAUGUUUUUGCAAAGAAUUCCCUAUGGAAAGGGGCCUAUGAGUACCAGGGGAAGAAGCAGCCAGCCAUGCUCAGAGUGACUGGUUUCCAGGUCAUCAACAGCAAGGUCAACGCCACCAUGAUUGACCACAGCGGAGUGGAGCUGCACUUGGCUGGAAUUUACAAGAAAGAAGAUUUCCAUCUCCUCCUCCAAGUUUACCAGGUUACAGGGCCUGUGGAGGUCUUUGUGAAUAAGUUCAAAGAUGAUCACUGGGCCUUAGAUGGGCAUGUCUCCUCAGAGCCCUCCGGAGGCACCUUCAUUUACCAAGGCGCUGUCAAGGGCCAAGGCUUUGGGCAGUUCGGCUUUCAAAGACUUGACCUCAGGCUGCUGGAAUCAGACCCCGAGUCCAUCGGCCGCCACUUUGCUUCCAACAGCAGCUCGGUGGCGGCCGCGAUUCUGGUGCCGUUCAUCGCGCUUAUCAUCGCGGGCUUUGUGCUCUAUCUCUACAAGCACAGGAGAAGACCCAAAGUUCCGUUCAACGGCUACGCUGGCCACGAGAACACCAAUGUGCGGGCCACGUUUGAGAACCCAAUGUACGACCGCAACAUCCAGCCCACAGACAUCAUGGCCACCGAGGCAGAGCUCACAGUCAGCACGGUGUGUACAGCGGUAUAG
Molecule: messenger RNA, 10545 nt
Organism: Physeter macrocephalus (sperm whale)
Lineage: Eukaryota; Metazoa; Chordata; Mammalia; Artiodactyla; Physeteridae
Gene: CSMD2
Product: CUB and Sushi multiple domains 2
Source: RefSeq, a predicted model, not a curated record